AUGGAACGUCAAAAAGCGAUGGGAAACAGAAGAGGAAGCAGCUUUGCUGCGCUGGAGAGAGAACAACAAAGUCGACUAGCUCAGGCGAAGGCAGAGAAGUUCAAAAGAGAGAUAAUGAUAAAAGAAGAGUGGGAAAGGGAACAAAGGAAAUUACAAGAAGCCGAAGAAGUCAGAAAAAAAAUGGAGGAUGAGAAGAAAAGAAAACAGGCAGAGUUACUUGCUCAGAUAGAUGCAUUCAUUGACGGUCGAGCCGAUUUGCCUGAUGAGGUCAACGUGUCCACCCAGACUCAGCCUGGGCAUCCUGAUUGUCCGUUCUUCUCCAAGACCGGUGCAUGUCGCUUCCGGGAUAAUUGUUCCAGGUAUGCUUGAUUUGUCACUUAGUUU
This is a messenger RNA of Homalodisca vitripennis (glassy-winged sharpshooter), 384 nucleotides long. RefSeq names its product U2 small nuclear ribonucleoprotein auxiliary factor 35 kDa subunit-related protein 2-like. NCBI's taxonomy places the organism in Eukaryota, Metazoa, Arthropoda, Insecta, Hemiptera, Cicadellidae. The record is from RefSeq and is a predicted model, not a curated record. Bases 1 to 369 code for a protein of 122 amino acids. Gene Ontology annotation, molecular function: metal ion binding. The transcript is spliced from 3 exons.